AUGCUAGAAGCAUUAGAGAAGUUAUCGACAUCCACAAUUCCAGUAGUCCAGAGUUCCGUGCAGCCGGAAAUAAAAUUACCGCGAAUUAAUUUACCAGCCUUCUCCGAGAAUAAACUCAACGAUCAAGCUCCAGAGAGCUCUGAAACUUCACAUAUACGAGAUAUAUCACAACCUAGAGUAGCUUACACACCAGCCGACAACAAUGUAACAACCCAUCAUGCGGAGAGAGAACAAACCAAUGAUGUGCUGCUGGCCACAGCCAUGGUUAAGGUUCAAUCAUACAAUGGGACUACAUAUUACUUGAGAGCAUUGAUAGAUCAGGGAUCCCAAGGUUCAUUUGUAACUGAGUCCGCUGCACAGUUCCUUGGGUUGAAGAAAAUUCCAAUCAAUUGCAAGAUUAACGGACUGGGCGAUGAUGGAAGAAGUCUAAACUCCAAUAACAUGGUUCUUUUUAACGCACAUUCGAGAUACAAUCCAGAUUUUGAGACCCCAGUGAAGGCAUAUGUACUCAAAACUCUCACUCGAAUGUUACCUGCAAGAGAAGUGCAGCACGAGAACUGGCCACAUCUGCACCAGUUGCCACUUGCCGAUCCAACCUACAACAAACCAGGGAAGGUUGAUUUGCUCCUGGGUGCAGAAGUAUACAGUGAGAUAAUCACAGAUGGGUUGAAGAAGGGCCCCCGAGGAUCUCCAACAGCGCAGAAUACACACCUCGGGUGGAUAUUGUCUGGCCAGUUACACAACCAUGAGACUACACAGAGCUACACCAUCACAAUCAGCAUGCACACUUACAUUGAAGACAAUUUAUUACUUCAAAGAUUCUGGGAGAUAGAAUCCGAUGAUGCAUGUAAACCUAUUUUGACGGAGGAGGAGAAACGCUGUGAACAGUUCUUUGCUGAAACGCAUAGACGAGAUAAGGAACGACGUUAUAUAGUAUGUCUUCCAUUCAAACACGAGAAUCCAUCAUGUCAAUAUGGCUCGUCGAGAGAGAUAGCAAAGAAAAGACUGUUACAACUAGAGAGAAGACUUGGAAGGGAUGAAGACCUGAAAAAAGAAUAUAGUAAAGUUAUACACGAAUAUUUGGACUUAGAACACAUGGAAGAGAUUAAAGACGAAAAAGAAGGACGCAAAGAAACUGCCGUGUAUCUGCCUCAUCACGCGGUGGUUAGAACCGAUAAAACAACGACGAAAGUUCGAGUUGUUCAUGAUGCCUCCUGCAAGUACAAGAACUCAGUGUCACUGAAUGACAACCUUAUGGUGGUGACAGUUUUGACGAUGGAGUGA
Messenger RNA from Pectinophora gossypiella (pink bollworm), 1284 nucleotides. RefSeq lists its product as uncharacterized. Bases 1 to 1284 code for a protein of 427 amino acids. The transcript is spliced from 3 exons. Lineage: Eukaryota; Metazoa; Arthropoda; Insecta; Lepidoptera; Gelechiidae. The record is from RefSeq and is a predicted model, not a curated record.